Messenger RNA from Aspergillus fumigatus Af293, 1335 nucleotides. RefSeq names its product putative RING finger domain protein. The coding region runs from base 1 to 1335 and encodes 444 amino acids. The record is from RefSeq and is a predicted model, not a curated record. Gene Ontology annotation, cellular component: cytoplasm. Gene Ontology annotation, biological process: protein ubiquitination. Gene Ontology annotation, molecular function: ubiquitin protein ligase activity. The transcript is spliced from 4 exons. Lineage: Eukaryota; Fungi; Ascomycota; Eurotiomycetes; Eurotiales; Aspergillaceae.
AUGGCUGAUGCGGGGGACCGCAUGUUCUGUCAUGCGUGUGGUGGAGUUUGGCUGAAAAAUGCUGCUAAUGGGUUGGACUGUCCUCACUGCCAGUCUGAUUUCACAGAGAUUAUUGAAAUCCCGCCUGAUACGGAAGACUCCUCCUCUCGACCCACGAAUGACUCCCCACCCCGCGAAGAGAAUAAUCAACCCAACGUCAACCCUUGGGCCGAUCAUAACCCCUGGGCAAAUGAAGAGGGCUAUGGAGGAGACGACAACACAUGGCGGCCGGGGUUCUCACGUCGUACAUAUAGGUCCCCCGAUGGCCGGUUUACUUUCACAACCACCACCACCACUUUGGGUGGCGGCGGCUUUCACAUGGGCCGAUCCAUGGACCAAAGACAAAUGCCCAUAGACCCAUUGAUACCGGUGGUGCGCAGCUUGGACACUAUAUUCCACGGGUUGGCCGACACCUACCGGCAUGGCCAGAAUCAGGAUCAGAACCAGAAUCAAAACCAAAAUCGGAACGCCACCGGUCAGGAGAAUGAAACGGUCGCCGACGAGCAUCGUGCGCGGAGUGAGUCACCCGAAUUCCGUGCAACUGGCAGGCUAUUUGCGCGAGAUGCGGAUGGUCCGCAGCCGAUGGCACCACCUUUCGGCACCCUCGGAGAUAUCCUCGAACUGUUUCGCGCCGACUUUGGGGGCGGUAUGGAAGGUGGAGGAGUGCGUGUGAUGACGGGUCCGAAUCCCCUGGCCAUGCUUUCGACUCUGCUCAACUUCGAUCGACACGGGGAUGCGGUGUACUCGCAGGAGGAACUGGACCGGGUUAUCUCGCAGUUGAUCGACCAGAAUCUCAAUCGAACUGGGGCUCCCCCGGCUCCGCAAAGCGCUAUUCGGGCCCUGCCGAAGAAGAAAGUCGAUGAGGAGAUGCUAGGCAGUGAUGGCAAAGCAGAGUGCUCGAUUUGCAUGGAGCAAGUCGAACUAGGCACGGAAGUCGCUGUCUUACAUUGCAAACACUGGUUUCACUAUCCCUGCAUUGAAGCCUGGUUAAGCCAGCAUAAUACAUGUCCGCAUUGUCGCAGGGGGAUUGAUAUCCCACAAGCUGAAGGAACCAGGCAGGAUCCUGUUGUCAUUAACGACAGUCCUGAACCUCCAUCUCCCGAGCGCCGUCGUAGUAGUGGUCUAGCUCAGCAUAGCGAACAGGCCCCUCCCACAUGGGGUGAACAUCCGUCGUGGAACACGUCAGAAUCAAACGAGCAUAACCAAGGCCAAUCCAGUCACAAUGAAGGUAGCAGUAGCGGUGGUGGCAACGGAGGGUUUACCGGGUGGGUUAGGAGUCAUUUUGGGGGCAGCUAA